Molecule: messenger RNA, 5538 nt
Organism: Temnothorax curvispinosus
Lineage: Eukaryota; Metazoa; Arthropoda; Insecta; Hymenoptera; Formicidae
Gene: FBXO11
Product: F-box only protein 11
Exons: 8
Coding region: 301-3114 (937 amino acids)
Biological process (GO): regulation of apoptotic process; protein ubiquitination; ubiquitin-dependent protein catabolic process
Molecular function (GO): zinc ion binding; protein binding
Source: RefSeq, a predicted model, not a curated record
GCUAUUGUGUAGUGUAUCCUAAGAUUUUGGCAGCUUCUGCCGUGGGUGUCCGCCGACUAGGGUACCGCGGCGGCUGCCCGAUCGCCGGGGACGCCGGGAAGGGUACCGCCGGACCUCUCGCGCCCACCUCGCAGCCGCGGGAAGCGCGACGAGCCGCGAUCGACGGCGGAACAGGAGCGGCAGGAGGAGGCGGCGGUGGAGGAGGGGGCGGCGGAGAAAAGAGGAGGAGGACAACGACGGCAACGAGGACGGACACGAGGACGACCGCCGAGGGCCGCCGACGAUUCCGACGACACGAAGAUGCCGAGCGCGUCGUUCUCGUCGUCGCGCAGCUACGUGCGGAGGUCGCGUCGGAAAAACACAAACAGGAUCCCCUUGCCGUCGAGAACGGCCGAGCCAUGCGAUCUGCCGAUAUCCAAUCAGCUCCUUCCAGUAGUAGUUGGCGGUGGAGGCGGAGGAAGUGGUGGACGAGGCUCGUCCCCUAGUGUAUCCGGAGUGGCUGCUCCCUCCCCGUCACCUCAAUCGCACUCGUCGCCAUAUGACCUGAGACGAAAAAGUCCACCGCAUCCAGAUCCGGCGCCCGGCACGAGUUCCGCCCUACCGCCAUCGGGUGGCAUUGCCGCUACCUUCGGAUCGUCGUCCCUACCGGCGAGAAAGCGUCCGAGACGGACAUGUUCGCUGUCCACGGACGGUAUAAACACUAACACAGCGGCGCAUUACCUCCAGUACGAGCUACCGGAUGAAGUGCUGCUCACGAUAUUCAAUUAUCUUAUGGAGCAAGAUCUUUGCCGGGUAUCGCAAGUCUGCAAGCGUUUCCAAGCGAUCGCGAAUGACACGGAACUGUGGAAAUCGCUGUACCAGCAGGUCUACGAGUACGAUCUGCCGCUGUUUAAUCCAGCGCCAUGUAAAUUCGAAUUCGUCUCGCCGGACGAGUCCGAGUACCAGAAUCCGUGGAAGGAGAGUUUCAGGCAGCUAUACAGAGGCGUGCACGUGCGGCCUGGCUUUCAGGACUUGAAGUUUAAGGGCCGUAACUUGCCGUACUUCAAUACGGUUCAAGGCGCGCUGGACUACGUCGAUGAGUACAGGAGCAACAGCGCCUCGGCAAACAGUGGGGCUACAGCUGCGGGCGGCCAGGGUUGCUGCAAUAGCAAUUCGCAAACAAGCGGGGAGGACACAUCGACGCAGCAUUUGGUCUUUUUACACGCUGGCACGUAUAGAGGCGAGUUCCUUGUGAUCGACAGCGAUGUAGCGUUGAUUGGUGCCGCGCCAGGAAAUGUCGCAGAGUCCGUCAUUCUGGAGCGAGAAAGCGAGUCAACGGUUAUGUUUGUGGAGGGUGCAAAACGCGCUUACGCUGGACAUCUCACGUUGAAAUUCACGCCCGAUGUCACGAGUACGGUGCCCCAUCACAAACACUAUUGUUUGGAAGUUGGCGAAAAUUGCAGUCCCACCGUCGAUCACUGCAUCAUCAGAAGCUCGAGCGUUGUUGGUGCAGCGGUCUGCGUGUCAGGCGUGGGUGCCAAUCCGUUAGUGAAGAAUUGCGACAUAUCGGAUUGUGAGAACGUUGGAUUAUACGUGACCGACUACGCUCAGGGCACAUACGAGGACAACGAGAUCUCGCGGAAUGCCCUCGCUGGCAUCUGGGUGAAGAAUUACGCGAAUCCCAUCAUGCGACGGAAUCACAUCCAUCACGGUCGCGAUGUAGGAAUAUUCACAUUCGACAACGGGCUCGGUUACUUCGAAGCUAACGAUAUUCACAACAAUCGGAUAGCGGGUUUCGAGGUGAAAGCCGGUGCUAAUCCUACCGUUGUUCACUGCGAGAUUCAUCACGGCCAGACUGGCGGCAUCUAUGUACAUGAGAAUGGCCUGGGACAAUUCAUCGACAACAAAAUUCAUUCGAACAAUUUUGCUGGUGUAUGGAUCACGUCGAAUUCUAAUCCGACUAUACGUCGGAACGAAAUAUAUAAUGGCCAUCAAGGUGGAGUGUACAUAUUCGGCGAGGGCAGAGGUUUGAUCGAGCACAAUAACAUCUACGGCAACGCACUAGCUGGUAUACAAAUCAGGACAAAUUCGGAUCCGAUCGUCCGGCACAACAAAAUACAUCACGGUCAGCACGGCGGCAUUUACGUGCACGAAAAGGGCCAGGGCUUGAUAGAGGAGAACGAGGUGUAUGCCAAUACUUUAGCAGGCGUGUGGAUUACAACGGGUUCGACGCCCGUUUUAAGGCGAAAUCGAAUUCACAGUGGCAAACAGGUCGGCGUAUAUUUUUACGACAACGGCCACGGAAAAUUGGAGGACAAUGAUAUUUUCAAUCAUUUGUAUUCAGGAGUACAAAUAAGGACUGGCAGCAAUCCAGUAAUACGCGGUAAUAAAAUAUGGGGAGGACAAAACGGCGGCGUUUUAGUGUAUAAUAGUGGCUUAGGCUUACUCGAACAAAAUGAGAUUUUUGACAAUGCAAUGGCUGGCGUCUGGAUCAAGACAGACAGCAAUCCGACUCUUAAAAGAAACAAGAUAUUCGAUGGACGAGACGGCGGAAUCUGUAUAUUUAACGGAGGCAAAGGUAUUUUGGAAGAGAACGACAUAUUUCACAAUGCGCAAGCGGGCGUGCUUAUAUCGACGCAAUCGCAGCCGAUCCUGAGGAGGAACCGGAUUUUCGAUGGCUUGGCAGCCGGCGUCGAAAUAACUAACAACGCCACGGCUACCCUGGAAUUCAAUCAAAUAUUCAAUAAUCGAUUCGGCGGUCUGUGUCUAGCGAGCGGGGUGCAACCGACGACUAGAGGCAAUAAAAUAUUUAAUAACCAAGACGCGGUGGAGAAAGCGGUUGGGAACGGCCAAUGUUUAUACAAAAUCUCUUCGUACACUUCCUUCCCCAUGCACGACUUCUACCGUUGUCAAACGUGCAACACGACGGAUCGGAACGCGAUAUGCGUUAACUGUAUAAAAACAUGUCACGCUGGCCACGAUGUGGAAUUCAUCAGACACGAUCGAUUCUUUUGCGAUUGCGGCGCCGGAACGUUGAGCAAUCAGUGUCAGCUGCAGGGCGAGCCUACGCAAGACACGGAUACCUUGUACGAUAGUGCGGCGCCCAUGGAAUCACAUACACUUAUGGUCAACUAGGAACUAACCUAAAAUAAUUUAAACAAUCAAACAAUGUUUAGAGCCGUAAGUCCAGUAAUAUUGCGAGCACUCGCAGUAUAUGAAUCUCUUGCCGAGUUCUUUAUAAUAAUCUUCCCUUUGUACUCGUCUAUAUAUAUUGUGUUUGUUAUUCUUUAAAGAAAUUCUAUUUAUUACGAUGAUUUUGUUUUUAUUGUUAAUAUCUAAUAUAUUACGAUGCAAUGAAUCACGUAAAUCGCUGUGUGACAGUAAUAUUAUUUUUAAAGAUAUUGUAAAACGAUCGUCAUUUAUUUUUCUUAUCGAAAUUGCCACCUUUGUCUACCUUAUAUUAUUAAGUGUAAUUUUUUUCCUCUCUUCUUUUUUACGAGAAUAUAUUACGUUUUUAUAUCAACGCUUAUUACAUCAUAUUACGCGCAGAUAAUAAAUUUUUUUACAAAGAAAUUAUAUUCCUUAAUUUAUAUACAUUAUUUUGAUCAUUCAAUUGGUUAUCUUUCUUCUGAGUCUAUUUGAAAUUACGAGAUGAAUAUUGCGAAUCCAUUAGUUUUAUUGCAAAUGUUAUUUCUCUUUGAUUGGUUCUUGUUAAAGAUUUUUAAGAGAGACGAUUCUUUCUGUGGCCAAGGCUGAUAAAGAACUCGGCAAUCAAAUCGCCAAGAAGGCGAUAGUAAUAAAAUAACAAAGAAAGCCCUCAUAUGUGUAAAACAUACAGUAUCAUGUUAGGUAUAUCAAAUUAAUUUAAAUGUGUAAACGAGGGAAACGCUAGGCUGAUCGUAAAUCGAACUUUUCACGUGACCCUUUUUACUGAGAUUCUACAAUCCUUAAGAUCUUCAUAUAACAAGAGUGCAGUGCUGUAAAAACGAAGGGAAGGAGGAAGAGAAACAUGUGUAUACGCCAUAAUGACACUCGACGCCUCAUAUUACGCUCUAAUGAACUGCUUAAAACUCUAACGGAAGCCGCGAUAACGUAGAUAGGACGAAUAUAAGUUCGCACAGUGUGAAACAAUGUAUCCGGAAUGUAAAUUGUAUAUAUCGAACGCGAAGCAGUAGUAACGCCGAGAGCGAAUAAUAUAAUCAUAUUAUCUACUUUUGAACAGAAGCAUCAAUCCACAAUGAAAGAACGUAAAGCGUAUAAAUAAAAUUUGCACUGUAAUAAAAGGGGACUUAAUCGUACCAGUGUAUAAAAGGAACGCAAGCAGUGCGUGUGCCGUACUUGAAAUUUCAAAACUUAAAAUCGAAUCAUUUCACAAAUAAAUAAAAAGUAAAGGACUGUAAACCAACCGGGUCACGGAACGUCACGAUCAUUUACGUAUUAUCAAGUGCAACUUCGUUGAUUUGUCGAAUCUAUGUGGUACAAAUCUCGAGGAGAAAAAAACGAGAGGGAACGUACAAAGAGGCCGGGAAAUCAACACGAUGAAGAUCUGCAAGACACACCGGAACAAAUGUCUAAAAUAUGUGAUAUACAAAACUCACACAGGUGGAAUAAUCAAAAUAAGAAUAAACGUGCUGCUAAUUUUUCGACAUAAACAUACCUCGUAAUUAACGCGUAACGAUUCUAUUAAUCGCAAUAGUGAAUUAUGUGAUGGUCCUAAGUUGCCCCCCACACGGGCGAAGUGCAUAAUAAGGACAAGAUAUAAAUGUUGAAAACUAAAUUGAAAUCACGAAGGAAAGAGUGGAAAAAAGAGUGCGUAUACGCGGGAAUGUACGACGGUGUAUACCAGUGAAAAAAAAAAAGAAAUAAAUAAAAACGAAAGCAGUUAAGCGUUCGAAAUAGAAGAUGUACUGUCCGAGGAACAGUUUUUAAAAAGUAAUCUCGAAUUUUUCAGAGUAAUCAGAUUUUUUUAAUUAUUACGUUAGUGAGUAAAAGAAGUCUAAUUACCUUAUUGUAACAUGUAAUUUUUCCGGGAGCGGCGCGCGCGCUCCCGUGCGAGGAGAGGAAGCGCCUAUUAGCGAUAUAAUUUUAGACCGAAAUCACCUUUAUUUACGCAAGUGGUAUACAUAUAUAGAUAAGUAGAGAGGAGCGGACUGUCGUGAGGCAUCAUUAUUGUGAAUUUUGUUCGGAAUUUAACAACGUAAUUCGUUAUUCUAUGUGUAUAUUCUGUGGUAUCUUUUGUAUGUCGUGUACGGCAAGGAGGCGCAUGAAAAUUGCCUUUCAGCUUACCGACUCAGGAGGAUAAUAUAUAAAUAUAUACAUUUGUACAUAUAUAUAUGUAUGUGUCUAUAUAUAUAUGUAUAUAAAUACAUACAUACAUAUAUAAGCUGUAUAGCUUAAUGCCAGAACAUGUCGAGCAAAAGAUCCGGAUUUAAUUUCCGGACUGCUAUUCUGAAUAUACGACACUAAGAAUUUUGGGGAAUAUUUCUGAUAUAUGUAUAUAUCAGAAAUAUUUUCUACAUAUAUACACAUUCAGUUACCUUGAGAUUAAAUUUAUUUUUU